AUGAAACUUCUCCAUUUCUACCUGACCGUCUGCCACCUCUCGCACCCGGCGCUCUCACAGCCCCAGCAGGUGGUCACCGUCACCGUCGCCGCGCCAAUCCCCUCCGAUGAGCCCGAGUGGCGGGACACCGACCGCUUCACGUCCGCCGUGCUCAACAGCACCAACACGUACCGCUCCCAGCACGGCGCGGCGGACGUGGCCUGGAACGGCACCCUCGCCUCCUUCGCCGACGACUACCUCGACGGCGGGGACUGCGUCUUCGAGCACUCGGGGGGCCCCUACGGCGAGAACCUGGCCAUGGGGUACCCCAACGCCACGGCGAGCGUCGAGGCCUGGGGGGACGAGCGGGACGAGUAUGAUUUCGCGCGGCAGGGCUUUGAUGAGGCGACGGGCCACUUCACGCAGCUGGUCUGGGGGAACACGACGGACGUGGGGUGCGCGCGCAGGCUGUGCGGGGGGAGCGGGUGGUAUCUGGCGUGCGAGUACUGGCCGCGGGGGAACGUGGAGGGCCAGUAUGAGGGUUCCGUGGGGAGGAGGGAAGGGGGGGCGGCGGGUCUGGUGAGGCCGCGGGUGGUGGUUAUUGUUGGUUUGGUGGUUUGUGUUCUUGGGUUGUGA
Messenger RNA from Clonostachys solani, 615 nucleotides. Lineage: Eukaryota; Fungi; Ascomycota; Sordariomycetes; Hypocreales; Bionectriaceae. The record is from the annotation of a GenBank genome assembly.